Molecule: messenger RNA, 2271 nt
Organism: Trichoplusia ni (cabbage looper)
Lineage: Eukaryota; Metazoa; Arthropoda; Insecta; Lepidoptera; Noctuidae
Product: protein C12orf4 homolog
Exons: 7
Coding region: 546-2201 (551 amino acids)
Cellular component (GO): cytoplasm
Source: RefSeq, a predicted model, not a curated record
CAGGCUGGUUCCAUGCGGGCUAGAGAAAAAAAAAAUUGAGUAUAAUAUGCACCUUAUGUGAAACUUGGCGGCGCGGCGGCGUUGAAACAUCAAACAUAAUGUAUGCAUAUAAUACCACACAAAGUUUUACCAAUUCAUUUUAUUUUUUGACUUAGUUUUACAUGCUUAAAGUCAGCCAUUUGGCUGUCCUAGGCUCCAAAUAUUGUUGCCCUAGGUGGAUUUGAUUUUGGCGGCGUAUGUCCAGCAGUGGAAUAAUAUUGGGCUGAUGAUAUUGAGGCGGAUUUGAUAGUUAUAAAAUCCGCACAUGUCACACCAUAAAAUACAUGUAUAAAAGUAUUGUUUUUAGUAUUUACUAGUAUAAUUUACGCUAUUCAUAUAACCCUGAUUUGUGUUUCAAAAUGUUAUCUCAGUGAAUGGUAAAAUUUCUAAACGUUUCAUGAUCAAUCACCAAUCGUUAUCAAAGCGUAAACGUCAAAAUCAUAUUGUUGUUGUCAGUUGUCAAAGUUUGGCGAGUUUGGCAGGUCGAGUGUUGACUAUAUACAACAAUGACGGCAGAGACCAGCGAAAAUAAUAUAACGAGAACAUUCAAGUACUCGUUCCCGACAUGCACCAACGAGGAGCUGCUCUUCAAGCUGGAGGUGCCCGUAGAGAUCCCGCACCAGGGAUCCACGCGCGAGCUCGUGCAGCGGGUCCUCAACAUGUUUCACAUUCCCGUUUACUUAGAGGAAGAAUUAAACGAAAAAUUAGCAAAAUUUGUAUCGGAAGAAACUAAGAACUUUCACAAUGAUAGAGAUAUGAAACUACUCAACAAACUAAAGAACAGUGAAAUUAAUGUGGAAGGCAUUGUCAAAGGCUGGGAAAAGUUGUUCAAGGAACAUGUUAUGGAGUUUGCUGAGCAGAAGGGCACCUCAGAUGAGGAAGUAUUUGCUGCAGCAUACCACAAGCUGGUGCACAGCCCUGCACUGGAAACCAUCCUACAAGUGGAAAACUCAUAUGCCAAAACUGUAAUGAACACAUUAAAGAACAGGGAUGAGGAUAUUAAGAAGCUCACACAAAAGCAGACAGAGGAGAUGGAGGAGAAGGUCCGGCUGUUGAACACAUCGACAACAGAGCAAGAGAUCAACGAGCUGGCGACACAGCAGUUCGAGCAGCAGGCGCUGGUGGCGGGCCGCUGGGGCUCGCAGCUGGACGCGCUCCGCCAGACGCAGCGCGCGCAACACCGCGCCUGGCUCAUGACCACACUCGAGGAGUACCAGAGCACCUCCGCGCUCAACACGCCCAGCAACUCUCCGCUGGCGACGUUCUCGGGUGUCGCGGCGGCGCCGGCGGCCGCGGCUUUGGGCGGCGAGCGCCUGGAGGAGAGCUUCACCAUCCACCUGGGCAGCCAGCUGAAGCAGACGCACAACAUCCGGCUCGUGGCCAUGGACCUGCUGGAGCUGUGCACGCUGUCGGACGCGGACAGCGGCGUGGCGGCGUCGCGGCGCCUGCAGACGUCGCUGUCGCUGUACGGCGGCGAGCUGGCGGGCGCCGUGCUGCUGGCCGAGGCGCCGCCCGCGCGCCCCGCGCCGCCCACCACGCUGCUGCUGCGCGCCGCCGCCGCCAGCACCGAGCACCACUUCCCCGACGCCGAGCGCCAGCUGCGCGACAUCGCCGAGCGCCUGCACGACCCGGUGGAGCGGCGCAACACGCAGCGGCUGAAGGAGCAGUCCGAGGGCGGCAGCGUUGGCGCCGGCGGUAACGGCUCGCGCUGCCGCAACAAGCGCAGCUUACAGACCGGCGACAUCUUUAUCACCAAACACAGCAAUCUCGCCGACGUGCACGUCAUUUUUCACCUCAUCGUGGACGACUCCGAACUGAGAUCUGGCGACAUAACGUCCCGGCACCCCGCGAUCCUCGGGCUCCGGAACAUCCUGAAGGCGGCGUGCAGCAACGACAUCACCAGCAUCUCGAUCCCGCUGCUGCUGCGCCACGAGAUGAGCGAGGAGAUGACGGCGGCGUGGUGCGUGCGGCGCGCGGAGCUGGUGCUGAAGUGCGUGAAGGGCUUCGUGCUGGAGGCGGCGGGCUGGGGCGGCGCGGAGCUGCGCACGCUGCACUUCGCGCUGCCGCCGGGCGCCGCGCCCGCGCUGUUCGCCGCGCUGGCGCACCUGCUGCCCAACAUCUUCCGCAUCUCCAACCCCGUCAAGGUCAAGCAGCACGCCUGACCACAUCAGCUUUAGUACCCGAGGAAUUCCCUUAUCUUUAUGUCUAUUAAAUAUUGUUCUAAUACGUCGA